Messenger RNA from Laetiporus sulphureus 93-53, 1783 nucleotides. RefSeq lists its product as uncharacterized. The transcript has 2 exons. The record is from RefSeq and is a predicted model, not a curated record. The coding region runs from base 132 to 1688 and encodes 518 amino acids. Gene Ontology annotation, molecular function: protein binding. Lineage: Eukaryota; Fungi; Basidiomycota; Agaricomycetes; Polyporales; Laetiporaceae.
AUUAUACCCCAUCCGCCGACGCCCUCGAGCCCUCCGCGCACCGUGAUACCAAGCAUCGACAUACCCGGACAUUGCGACACGACAGGUGCGUCUCGCGGCCGUCAGAAGUGCUUCGAGAUUCAUUCCAUGCGAUGCAGAAGCCCUGCAUGAGCCUCCAGAACCCCCAACGGAAUGACAUUAAGCGCAUCAUCAACGCCCUCAGCCGCCAGGCUGUCGAGCUGCAGUCCCAACGAACACUCCUCAUACGCGUCAUCCAGGACGAUCCGAGUUAUGUGGAGGAGAUCCUCCGCGUCCCCCAUGGUGUGCAGUACCUGCUCGAUUCCGACCCCGCGCGAUACCACCACACGGAGGCGGUUACGAACCUGAUCCACCGAGUUCAGCGUAUCGAGGCCUCGCUCGCACGCAUCAAGGAGAAGACGACAGAGCUCCUGUUACUCAUCCCACCAAUCGCAUCCCUCCCCGAGGAGAUUCUUGCGCUCAUCUUCCAGGCCGGCAGUCUUGCGGAACAUAAGAGCGGCCUCCCUUUUCCCAUGCUCAUUGCCUCCGUAUCGCGUACGUGGCGCAAGAUCGCUCUAAGCACGUCCACCCUAUGGACGAACGUGUACACCCCAUUGUACCGACCGCGACACUGGCUCCCGAUAGCGCUCGAGCGCUCUGCCACACAGCCGCUCGACAUCACUCUCGACUUCCGGACGGGUCUUGCUCCGAGCAGCGAGGCGGUGGUAGCGUGCAUGGCGGCAGUGUCCGCCCACAUGUAUCGCUGGCGGCGCUUCACGCUUAUCACGCACCACAGGAAUGUCGUGCUGUUGAUCGGCGAACUACUCGCGAGCGCUCAGUCGCUCUCUCUCCAGCACCUUCGCUUAUCCCUCACUGGCAGCGGCCCAGCCGGGAACCAGGAAGUAUCCAUUCCACGCCUGUUCGCCGGGGGUGCGCCUGAGCUACACUCCGUGCGGCUUGAUAGCGUUGUGCUUCCAUGGCGAAGUCCGCCGCUAGUCGGCCUGACUAUGUUGGACAUCCGGUGGUUGUGGUUUCGCAAGCUCAUGUACUCACAAUUUCAAGACCUCCUUGCCGCAUCGCCCAAUCUCACAACACUAACCCUCCGUGGAAAGCACAUUGAUCUACGCCCUGGCGGAUCAUACACCCCCAUAUAUCUACCUAACCUCCGUUAUCUGGAGGUAUCCGGCGACAAGGUCUGUCUUCUAUGUGCGCUGCUGGUACCACCCGCCCUCGAGACCUUGACGCUUGCGAAUGUCGACGAAGGCGAGUUUCGUGAAUUCAUGAGCUGGUUGCCGUACUCGGGUGCACGGUAUUCAGCUCUGAAGUCCCUUGUGCUUCUGAACGUAGCAACCUGCCCUCUAUCGCGGGAGUUUAUCGCCGCAUUCUCUACCAUCACGCAACUCACUAUCAUCAACUCUGGCGCAGAACGAUUUUUGGAACUGCUUCGCUCAAAACAAACUUUCGAUCCUCGCAUGCCAGUCACGCUGAACUGGCCGGGUUUGAAGAACGUCACCAUGCUGGACGAUACGAGUUAUGACAAGGUGUACGGGAUGGUCGCAGAACGCGCUGCUCAUUGCCUGCCCUUGCACCGUCUCAUCGUGCACACGGAAUUUAUCCACAGAUACCUCAUGACGCCGCUCGCGCAGUUCGUGAAAAUUGACAGCGUGACUUCCCUGGAUCGGGAGCCGUAGAUACUGCCCACACCUUAGUGUAAGCUGUUUUCUAUUUUCGUUCCUUCUCAAUCGCGGUGACGGUGCUUGCAUAAAGGUAAAUAUCCCAAUGCCGA